Molecule: messenger RNA, 2939 nt
Organism: Linum trigynum
Lineage: Eukaryota; Viridiplantae; Streptophyta; Magnoliopsida; Malpighiales; Linaceae
Source: the annotation of a GenBank genome assembly
CGACUAGUCUUCACCGGGAUAGAAAGCUGAAGCAAUAAGCACAGAACUCCACUACCAGAAUUGGAUUCCAGUACAAAGCAGUAGACUGACUAACUCUCGUAUAGCCAAUCUACUACUACCAAUGAAGAAGCUCUAACAACCUAAUCAGAUUCUAUCUAUCUCAGGUUGCAGCAGAAAUCAAGAAAAGCUUAUCAGACUUCAAUCAAUUCAAUGAAUCAUGCAUCAUUCGAUUACAACCAAACAGUAUUGCAAUCCCAAGUCAUUAUAAUCAUGAUCCCUAACACAUGGAACUAGGGUUCUUCAUACCCAAGUGAGAGAAGGGUCUACUCCAUAGAGAGAGAGAGAGAGAAAAACAUAAUAUAAAGCAGUCAUACUCAGAACAAUGGGAAGAAUCUGCUCUGGGAUGAUGAUUUUCACUCCUAUGGUGAUCUCCAAGCUCGAUUUGAUGAAACCCAGCUCCAAGAUCGCUUCUAGGGUGUGUUCUUCGCACUUUCUCUCUCUAGGGCUCUGUUUCUGCUCUGAAAAGUCGAUUCCCUCACUUGUGGCUCGAAAUUGGGUUAAAACCCAGAAUUCCCGACUCACACGGGCAGGCCACACGACCGUGUGGCUUACCCAGCUACCCGUGUGAGUGUCAAAACGUGGCGUUUCAAAUAAAUGGACUUCAGGCUACCUACACGGCCAGGGACACACGACCAUGUGGAAUCUCCAUUAUGCCCGUGUGAAGCUUCGGCAAAUCCCACACGGCCACAUGGGUUUUUUACACGACCGUGUGGGUUUUAGGAGUGCCCGUGUGGCUUCCUCAGCGUCUCGCCACACGUUCGAUCUUCGUCCAAUCGACCCCAAACUCGCUCCCAAACCUUCAUUCACGUACUAGGACCUGAAAUAUCACAAACAUGAACAACCUAGCGUGAAAUCAGUCUAAAACACAAGAAUCAACAUCUCAAACGGCACAAGAAUAGGGUUAAAACAUGUGCAAUUAACGGUCUAUCAAGAAGUUUACCCAUGCACCUAUCAUGGUGACUCCUGACUGGUCUCUUCCCUUUGAGCUGAUGUGCGAUGCGAGUGCCUAUGCAGUUGGAGCAGUUCUGGGUCAGCGAUGCGAGAAACCCUUCCAGCCCAUUUGCUACGCGUCGAAGACCUUGAACGAUGCACAGGAGAACUACACCACCACUGAGAAAGAGCUACUUGCCAUGGUGUAUGCAUUUGACAAGUUCCGACCUUAUCUGGUGCUCUCCCAUGUGGUGGUCUACACAGACCACUCUGUGAUUCGCUAUCUGAUGAGCAAGGCUGAUGCAAUGCCUAGGCUCAUCCGCUGGAUCCUGCUUUUGCAGGAAUUUGAUAUCGAGAUUUGGGACAAGAAGGGAGACGAUAAUGUGGCUGCAGAUCAUCUUUCAUGGUUGGAAGCCCCUCCGGUGGACAACUUCGUGGAAGAGAUCAAUGAUUCCUUCCCAGGUGAACGACUUUGCCAACUAUCUGGUAGGCAAACAGUUGCCUAAGGGGAUGGCCACUCAUGCCAAACGCAAGUUCUUCUCCGAUCUGAAGCAUUACUUCUGGGAGGAUCCUUACCUCUUCAGGAUGGCGUGAUGGGAGACAUCCUAUCUCAAUGCCACAAGGGACCUACCGACAGUCACCAUGGAAGAAAUCGCACGAAACGGAAGGUGCUACCGUCGGGCUUCUACUGGCCCUCACUCUUCAAGGGUGCAAACACCUUCGCACGACAGUGUGACCGCUGCCAGAGGUCAGGUAACAUUUCCUCCCGGGGAUGAGAUGCCCCAACAUAUAUCUUUUGUUUGUGAAAUUUUUUUUAUGUUUGGGUGACUCGCACGAAAAUACUCCACAUAUUAAUCCGGACUAGAGACCAAGUUUUUAAACUCUAGCUGGGUGCAGUAUAGAGCAAGUAUUUAAAUUGUUAACCCGGGCUGAUCCAUGUACACCUACUUCAAUCGCUUAGGUUGUUAUCUAGCAAGCAACUUUUGGGUUUAUAACUAAUGGAACUACAAACUAAACUAUCAAGGAAAAGUAAAUAAAGGAAAAGUCUAACUAAGGAAGCUUCACCCGGAAGUUGCUUCCCCCUAACUAGCUACCAUGACUCGUUGGAUUGAAUGGAGUUGUGAGGCGUAGGAGGUUGUGAACCUCGAAGGUGAGCAACUAGUGAUCAAUCUGUCAUGAAAUCAAUUCACUAGCGAUCGAUUUGUCACGGGAUCGAUCCACUCACCAAGUCUAGGGGAACCACUAGGAGGAGCAACUAGUGAUCCAUUUCUCACGGGAUGGAUUCACUGGAGGUCGAUUUGUCACGAGAUCGAUCCUCUCACUCAGUCACUAGUGGUUUCCUAGGUCUCUCCCUCAAACCGGAGUUUGAGCGGCUUAAUCACAACCAACCUAGAUGCAAAUUGGUAACUGCAAACCGCAGAGGGAUGCAUAUGUGGCCGGAGACCACAAUCUCAAUUACUAAACCGAGGUAAGCAUGAAUGUCACUCGGCCCUCUUGGUUUAGACAAUCCGUAGUUGACUUACUCCCUCACUCAACUCUAAGGUUGGACGGCUUAAUCACGAUUAACCUACUUGCUUAACUCAAUAUUGAGGGUUGCCCUAACUUAACCUAGUUUAGGUGGCUUAGAAAGCGGAUGGAAAACCAACUCGAUUGAGUCUCCCUUGGAAGGGGAUUUUCCUCUCUAAGCUAGGAUAAGGUGCCCAAUUAGAUUGCUAGCACCAACAUGCACAAACCUAAGGGUGCUGAUAUUCGGCUUUAAUAUAUCGGAUUCUUGGACUUUAUGUGAUUAUCUCAUGGUAUGUUUUAGCCAAUUGGUGCUAUUUUAGAGCUCGCUAACCCGAGAAUGGUUGAAAAACCAUUACUGCCUAGUGUCAUGGGUUUGAUAUGAUACAGGUGGAGAAAGCACGAAGAAGAAACGAGUGCACAAGCAAUAAAUCGGGCUCGAAUUA